AUGGAUGCUGACGGUGAUAUGCAGCUGGGUGGUCCGAGCUGGGACGUGAAGGUCGGGCGGCGCGACUCGACGACGGCGAGCUUCAGGGGCGCCAACAACAACAUCCCGCCGCCGACGUCGGGCCUCGCCAACCUCACCUCGCUCUUCGCCGCGCAGGGCCUCUCCCAAAAAGACAUGGUCGCGCUCUCUGGAGCUCACACCAUUGGCCAAGCACGUUGCACCAACUUCAGAGCCCACGUAUACAAUGACACUAACAUCGAUGGCACCUUCGCAAGAACAAGGCAAUCAGGCUGCCCUAGAACCUCAGGUUCAGGUGACAACAAUUUGGCGCCUCUGGACCUUCAAACCCCAACCGUCUUUGAGAACAACUACUACAAGAACCUUGUGUGCAAGGAGGGGCUUCUACACUCCGACCAGGAGCUCUUCAAUGGCGGAGCCACCGAUGCGCAAGUUCAAUCAUACAUCAGUAGCCAGAGCACAUUCUUCUCAGAUUUUGUGACAGGCAUGAUAAAGAUGGGUGACAUCACACCGUUAACAGGCUCUAAUGGGCAGAUCAGGAAGAACUGCAGAAGGAUUAACUAA
Messenger RNA from Miscanthus lutarioriparius, 582 nucleotides. Lineage: Eukaryota; Viridiplantae; Streptophyta; Magnoliopsida; Poales; Poaceae. The record is from the annotation of a GenBank genome assembly.